This is a messenger RNA of Rosa chinensis, 849 nucleotides long. RefSeq names its product RNA pseudouridine synthase 6, chloroplastic. The transcript has 5 exons. The coding region runs from base 18 to 743 and encodes 241 amino acids. The record is from RefSeq and is a predicted model, not a curated record. NCBI's taxonomy places the organism in Eukaryota, Viridiplantae, Streptophyta, Magnoliopsida, Rosales, Rosaceae.
UCUGUUUUUUGUUUCAGAUGGGCUCAAUAAGUCUGACUUCACUUCUGGGUCAUGGUUGCCGGAGUUUCAUUGCGCCGGUGGCCCUUGUUUGCACGUUAGCACUGACCCAUGUUGCUCUGAGUGAACAUUCGAAGAGCUACCAGCAUGUGAAGUUGGCUUGGUUUUCUAAGAGGUCCAAGAAGAAGACAAGGGUUGCUUGUGAGUCCUUGAAAGAAGAGGUGACUUACCCAACUGCUACUUCUUCUGUUUAUGGCUACCCACUGCUUCCAUGUCCCUCGCAGAAUGGACAGCCAAGAGUUGAGCACUUGGUUGUUUCAGAAGGAGGGCCUGUUCUAGAAUAUAUAUGCAAAAAUCUGGAUCUUCCUGCUCAGUUUGUUGCAGAUCUUAUCCAUUUUGGAGCUGUGUAUUAUGCCCUUGUAUGUCCAAAGCCUCCUCCAACCGCGAUGCCCGAGGAAAUGAGGGUAUAUAAAGAAGCUACAGCACCAUCAGUACUGAAAAAGAGAGCUUCUAUAAAAGGAAAAACUGUAAGAGAAGCACAGAAGACUUUCAGGAUCACACAUGUAGACCAAUUUGUUGAAGAUGGAACGUACUUACGUGUGCAUGUACACCCAAAGCGUUUUCCUAGGUGCUAUGAGAUUGACUGGAAAUCAAGAGUUAUAGCAGUAAAUGAAGACUUUGUGGUGUUGGACAAACCUGCUGGUACAACAGUUGGAGGAACCACAGACAACAUCGAAGAAAGUUGAUAAGCCCUUCUAUUUUAUUAAUCACACACACUCUUGAUUUGUAUGACUUAGAAUUACAAGAUGAUACUAUGUGACUGGAUUAUAUAUGAACUGGCAUUGUUCCACA